This is a messenger RNA of Microdochium trichocladiopsis, 877 nucleotides long. RefSeq lists its product as uncharacterized. The record is from RefSeq and is a predicted model, not a curated record. The transcript has a single exon. Lineage: Eukaryota; Fungi; Ascomycota; Sordariomycetes; Xylariales; Microdochiaceae. The coding region runs from base 41 to 841 and encodes 266 amino acids.
GGCCGCUCAUUCAUUUACCUAUCGAACGACUGAUCACAGAAUGGAAGAGCCAGCUCGAUUCGCACCUCUCACCCAAGUGUUCGACUCGCCAGAUUUUGUCCGCAACUGGGGUGACCACUUGCAUAACCUGGCUGUCGAGCACGUCGACGUGGUAUAUCCGUCCCCAGUGCACGACGGUGCCAUCUUGAACAUGCUGCCCUAUGCACACAGUCUGCGAAGACUCUGUAUGCGGGGCGCAGAUUUCACGGGCAAUUUGACUGCCUUAUCCCGACAGGGCGUCGCCCUGCCGCAGGUGGAAGAACUAGAGCUCGAUCUCUUCUUCUACGUCCCAACCUUGGGAGAGGUAUUUCUGGCCAUUCACGGCAUGGGCUCGAAGCUUGUAUCAUUGAGCUUGACGAACCUCUGGCGACAUUACGACGAACGCAACACGGAUGACGAGGCGCGCCUCGCAACAGCCAUCAGGUCUCUCAAACAGCUCCCACAACUGCGGAUGUUCACCCUGAUCACGCCGUUUAAGCCCGAAGGAGUCCCGGCGGAGGAUCUCUAUGAUAGAUCCCACCCGGUAUUCACCGUCUCGCAAACGCAGUCUUGGCAAGGUUUCAAAGUCAUGACAUCGUUUGACAGCCAGCUGGAAGGCCCCCGAUACCCCUGCAUUCACGGCCUGCGAUACGCGUGCGCCGAGCACGGUCAAAGGAGUAGUAGGAUGGGCUGGGCAUUGGACACUGUGGCCGCUCUCGUGCCUCAGACUGCCCAGUAUGGCGAUAUAGAGCAGCCUACCCUGGGUGAUUCGUGGCAGGAAAUCGAUCGUGCUUGGCAGAGGGGGAUUAUCUCGGUAUCCUGAUAUUUGGGGCGUGUAUGCGACUUGGGUAGCAGCAUU